AUGUGUGGUACCACAAGAGAUGUUUUCUCUCAGAUGAGAGACUCCCUUCAAGAACUCCAAUCAUCCCUGAGAAGAAAAAGAGGGUCAUGUAGUGAAUCUGGUGAUCUGGGCAAUGAGAUAAUAAUCAGCUCAUACAUGUUCUCCAAAAAGAAAUUGGCUAAAAUGAUCAAGAGUUCAAAGACUAUGACAACAAAGAAAUUGGUAGUUACCAAGGAUUCUGAUUUGUUUUCAGUGGUUACCAUCCUUAAUGAGGUCGAGGAAGUCACCUCUGAAGUGUUUCAAUCCCUCUUGGCUUUCAUUUCUGGGCCAAAGACUAGACCAGGCUCAUCGUCUAUAGUUUCAAAGCUAUUUGGGUCUAGAAAAGUGUCAUGUGAAGGAGAAUUAGAAGCCAAUAAUGUUGAGUUGAUACUUGUAAAUUCAAGUAAUAAAGGCAUCAAAAGUGUACAAGUGAAACAAGUAUUGAAGGGAUUGGAAUCACUAGAGUUUAACAUCCAGGAAUUUAAGGAGGAAUUAGAAUGCAUCUUUAGGCAGUUGAUGAAAACUAGAGUUUCCAUUCUCAACAUUUUCAACAACUAG
This is a messenger RNA of Humulus lupulus (European hop), 576 nucleotides long. RefSeq lists its product as uncharacterized. Lineage: Eukaryota; Viridiplantae; Streptophyta; Magnoliopsida; Rosales; Cannabaceae. Gene Ontology annotation, biological process: shoot system development; root development. The coding region runs from base 1 to 576 and encodes 191 amino acids. The record is from RefSeq and is a predicted model, not a curated record. The transcript has a single exon.